Schistocerca americana (American grasshopper) is the source of this 405-nucleotide messenger RNA. RefSeq lists its product as uncharacterized. NCBI's taxonomy places the organism in Eukaryota, Metazoa, Arthropoda, Insecta, Orthoptera, Acrididae. Bases 1 to 405 code for a protein of 134 amino acids. The record is from RefSeq and is a predicted model, not a curated record. The transcript has 2 exons.
AUGUCACUCUACCCUCCAGCAGAAGAAAAGAAGUUGAAAAAGAAAGGAAAAGGGAAGCUGGAUGUUACCAUUGGUGAAUUAUCCAACAUCAUAGCAGUAAGGUGGUAUGAUAAUAAAGCUGUGCAGUUAGUUCCCACAUAUGUAGAUAUAAAUCCACAGGAGGCAUGCAAGAGGUGGAGUAAAGAGGAUAAUAAGUCAAUUCAGGCAUCACUUGAAUCAGUGAGGCAUAACAUUAGUUUUUCUCUACUAGAUUUCCACACACAUAUUGCUUCUGGUCUUACUAUGACAGGAAAUUUUGUUCAGCACAAAAGAAGAAGACCACCUACAGAAGGUAUACGAACUCCAAAGAAAAGGUUGGUAGCUCCCUGGCCUAUUUCAGACAACAUAUAUGAUGAUACAGGAUGA